Macrobrachium nipponense is the source of this 1436-nucleotide messenger RNA. RefSeq names its product U5 small nuclear ribonucleoprotein 40 kDa protein-like. The record is from RefSeq and is a predicted model, not a curated record. The coding region runs from base 142 to 1182 and encodes 346 amino acids. The transcript is spliced from 8 exons. Lineage: Eukaryota; Metazoa; Arthropoda; Malacostraca; Decapoda; Palaemonidae. Gene Ontology annotation, molecular function: protein binding; RNA binding. Gene Ontology annotation, cellular component: catalytic step 2 spliceosome.
AAAAUGUAAACAAACACUGGGUGUCUAUUCCUACUAGGUAUAGUGCGAGUGCUGAGUGGCAUUAUCUCAAGAAGUGGAUGGUACAAGUGUAGCCUAGUGCCUAUUUAUUUAUCCGUUAUUCUGUAGGUUUUCUACUAAAAAAUGGAUGCGAAGAGGAAAGCAGAAUUUAUGCAAGUUGCAGUUCAAGCCAAAAAGCCUCGCCAUGAGAUGGUGGUUCAUUCUAUGGAGAAAGGAGGGAUCGUCCAAAGUGGACCGCCAAGAACAAGUGGAAUUAUGGCUCCUAUAAUGCAGCUUUCUGGACACCAAGGAGAUAUCCUCUGUGGUAAAUUUCAUCCUGAUGGAGAAGUCCUUGCCACUGCUGGUAUGGACAGACAAAUAUUGUUCUGGAAUGUGUAUGGCGAGUGUGAUAACUUUGGGUUGUUAAUGGGACACACCAAUGCAAUUACAGAUAUGCACUUCUCAACAGAUGGAGCUACAUUAUACACUGCAUCAGCAGACAAAACUGUCAUGUGCUGGGACACAACAAGUGGAACUAGGGUUAAAAAGCUGAAAGGCCAUAGCAGUUUCGUAAAUUGUGUGCACAGUGCACGGCGUGGUCCAAGCCUAGUAGUCAGUGGUGGAGAUGACUGUACAGUUUUAAUUUGGGAUGUUCGUAAAAAGAGGCCAGCCACUACUCUUCAAAACCCAUUCCAGGUAACAGCUGUGACCUUUAAUGAUACAGCAGAACAAGUAAUCUCUGGUGGAAUUGAUAAUGAUAUGAAAGUUUGGGAUUUGAGGAAAAAUGGUUUACUAUAUCGGAUGCGAGGUCACAAUGACACAGUGACAGGUCUUAGCCUUUCUCCAGAUGGGUCUUAUGUAUUAUCAAAUGCCAUGGACAACACAGUUAGAAUAUGGGAUGUCCGUCCAUUUGCCCCACAGGAACGGUGUGUGAAAAUUUUCCAAGGGCAUCAACAUAACUUUGAAAAUAUUCUUUUAAGGUGUUCGUGGUCACCUGAUGGACGUCGUGUAGCAGCAGGGUCCUCCGAUCGCCAUGCUUACGUUUGGGAUACUACAUCAAGGCACAUUUUGUAUAAGCUUCCUGGGCAUAAUGGCUCUGUAAAUAUAGUGGAAUUCCAUCCUAAAGAACCUAUUAUUAUGUCUGUAUCAAAUGACAAGCAGAUUUUCUUGGGAGAAAUUGAGUAACCAAGCCAUCGCAUCUUCAUGGAAAUAUUAAAAUGACAAGCAGAUUUUCUUCAGAGAAAUUGAGUAACCAAGCCAUUGCAUCUUCAAGGAAAUAGUAAAUUUACAUUUUUAAAUCAUGUGAACUUUUAAGAUUAUUUUCAGCAGUGAGACAGUAACAAUAGUAUACCUUUGCAUUUUGUGAAUUUUGUAACAAAAUUGAAGUGCUAGUUAAGUUUUUGAAUGUCUUUAUAAUGGUGAAUAUAUUAAAAAAUUAG